GCAUUGCAGAACCAUUAGGUAAUAUGCAGACCGGACCCUAAAGCCAGGCAGAGAAUCAUGUGCUUUGGCAACAACUUGUGAGGAGGUAAAGUAUUUUGUUAUUGUUGUUUGAUAGUUCCCAAGGAGAAAGCACAGAAGCAACAGAUGUAAACUACUUUUCUCUCUCUCUCGCUCUCUCUGUCUCUCUUUUUUAGGGAAAUAUUUCCAAUUACAGUCUGGUGAUGGAGUCUGACUCAGGAACCUUCUUACCCACUGGGUUGGAGUUCACGGGCAGUGAAAAUGCCCGGGACAUCAUGGAGCAGGUCAUGAGCCUGUUGCAGCCUCUCAAUAUCACCCAGGUGUUUAGUGAUGCAGAAGGGACAGACAUCAAUUUCUGGAUCCAAGCUGGAGUGCCUGGUGCCAGUCUACGUGAAGACUUACAAAAGUAUUUCUCCUUCCAUCACACCCAUGGAGACACCGUGACUGUCAUGGAUCCAAAGCAGAUGAAUAUCGUUUCUGCCAUUUGGGCUGUUGUCUCAUAUGUCGUUGCAGACAUGGAGGAAAUGCUGCCCAGGUCCUAAUGAGAGCAAGAAAGGAGGCACUUUCACCCUUGCCAGCCAGGAAUCCUGGGUCUGCAACUUCAAGAAACUGCUCUUCACAUAAAAGCUAAAUAUCAUUGAUCUUCAAAGCACAUCUUUUUUUGUACUUUCUGUUAUCCUCUUUCUUCAUAUUUUCCAAGUUAUUGUUUCUAGAGUAAGGAAUGACUCCUGCUACCCACAGAAUCCACAUUUGAAAGGGAUAUUUGUGAGGGCAUUUCU
This is a messenger RNA of Castor canadensis (American beaver), 797 nucleotides long. The record is from RefSeq and is a predicted model, not a curated record. Lineage: Eukaryota; Metazoa; Chordata; Mammalia; Rodentia; Castoridae.